Molecule: messenger RNA, 1574 nt
Organism: Prorocentrum cordatum
Lineage: Eukaryota; Dinophyceae; Prorocentrales; Prorocentraceae
Source: the annotation of a GenBank genome assembly
GGCGUUUGCUUCUUUUUGCGGGGCGUGCGUUUUCUUUUUUUUGCUGCUGAUUACCGCAGGUGCGUUGAACGCGUGAAAACAUCCGCACGGGCUCGUGUUGGUGCCAUUGGUCCGGGCGGCCGCGCACCCUGCUUCCCUCCCCGCCCCCCCAUUCUGCCGGGUGCGCCAGGGGCGCUCGCGGCGCAAGGGCGCCGCUGCCGGGGAGCUUGCGGGUCAAAAACUGGGGCCCUGAAGGGGUGGGGCGGGGCCCCAAGGAUAAGCGAGGGAUCCCGAGCUGAACCUCCACUGCGCAAGGCCGCCUGAGCAGCGAGAAGGAAAUGGUUUCACGCAUGAUGAAGUAGCGUUUCCACGCGUCGGAAUACGCGGGCCGCCAGCGCGGAGAUCUCUGACGCGCGGCCUGCACUAGAAGAGGAGGAGGAGAAGGAGGAAGAGCAGGAGGGGAGGCGAAGGAGGAGUCAGACGACCAUGAAAGAGGCGGGGCUCCUGGAUGAUCAGCUGCACAAGCAACGCUCGCACCUUGACGGCACGCUCGGCGAGUGCACCCGCUCGCGCCCCCACGUAUUGCAUGGCCGAAACCUGCGAUAACGAACCGCUAAUCAUCAUAGAUAUGAAAGCACCAAGACCGACAUCGAGGGGCGCUGCAAUGGCGCGGAGGUGUUCUGCCGAGACCCAAGGGGAUAUACUGAUGAGAACCUUGUCCACGAAACUGCGCUGGGGCCAACCAGUGGGCAAAGGGGGAACGAGUCGAAUCAAGGUAUCCCGAAACACAGGGCCUCAUGAAUGAUGAACCAACGAGUCUCCAGAGGCGCUGGGACGCCCGGGCGCACAACGGAGAGUCGCCCGGCGGAAACAUUUAGGAGCACACCACGAAUCACAGCCAGUUCGUGGGCGUGCUAAUUCCUAUGCGUGCCCGGGCAAUCUUUGAUUGACACCACAAGACGGGAAAAUUCACUGAUCAGCACCACCUGACGCGCGGGAGGAAUCCAGCACUUCGUUCGAGAGGGCAAUAUACUAGCCAGGAAACCGGAAAAACGGUGAUGCCUCAAAGCCGCCUUCUCAGUUCCUUCUGUAACUCAGCACACGGAGCCUGGGAAACCUGUGGGACUUGAUGGACCCUGUCAUAAUGCUCAAUCAUCUAGCACAUGAUACUGUUGGCACGCCAGCCCUCGACAUGCGGGACGAGCGUCCUCUCGUCACUUCCGGCAGGAGGCGGCGAGAACAUCUCGCCGUCUGUGGGGCACCGAGGAAGAGAACGCAGCUCGCUAUCUGGCAGCUUCGCACUCAAGGUCGAAGCACCUCCUCUCUCGGCCGAGAAAAAAAAGGCCCCCACGCCCCCGAGGAGGCCCGCGAGGAUGGAGAAAACCCCGGGGCUGCCGAGAGCAGGGCGCCCCAUGGGCGGGGGAGCGAACUGCGCGGUAUACGAGGAGGGGGAGGAGGGAGGGAGGGAGGGAGGGAGGAGGAGGAGGAGAAAGAGGAGGAGGAGGAGAAGGAGGAGGAGGAUGGGCUCUGAGCGUCCGAGCAACUUGGCCGGGCUUCCGCUCGCCCGGCGAGACCGGCUCGCCCACGUGCCAGGC